ACACCUUCAAACUUCAUACACUUUUUUUUUACUGGAUAAUUACAAAUGUACAAAAGAUUUUUGAUAUCUCUUAACUGAGCAUUUCUAAGAGAUAUUUUUCAAACUUUUGUCUGGCUUCUUUUUCCAAUACAUAUUCUCUUUUGUACUUAUCAACAAGAUAAGUAAAUUGAGUUUGAAACAAAAGAGGAAUUUCAGGAAAGUUGUUUGCAGAGAUGAUUUUUUGAAUAUUGUCUUCAGCAAUGAGAUUAUAGUUAGAAGAACUAUAAAUCUUAGAGUCAAGGUCUCUUGCAAUCAUUCUUGAUCUCCAAUGUCUGAUUUGUUUUUUGAUACGGGAUUUAGUACAAGGCCAAGGGUUUUCUGUAUCAAACAACUGAUAUUUUCUCUGAUUUGCUUUGAACAAAAUGAGAUGUUGAGCAGGGUAGACUCCUCCAUCAUUCGACCAUUCAGGAGGUUUACUUUCUAUGAUGAGUUCAACAGAUUUGAAAUAAUUGAUGAAGACAUUUAAAACACAGACAACUAAUUUUCUUCCAAAUUUAUCAGUUUGAUCAGGAUGAGAGAAAAUCAAUUGAUAAAGAACUCCAUAGUCCACGAGGAGGGUUGGAGUUAACUCUAUCGACUCAUUGUUGAAUUUAAUGACUAUUGGUUUAUAACUGUCUAGGUCAAUGUUGGCUUUGCAUAUACUGUAAGUAAGAGCACACUUACAGUCAUGCCUUUCUAAUGGAAUUUCUCUACACAAGGGAUCGGUCUUUGGACAAUUAUUAUAAGUGUUGUCAUAACAAGAAAUCCAAGUGAAGCUCAUCUCUUGAAUAGUAAUUCCAAAAGUGCUACAGUCAGCAAGAAAUUGCAUGAUAUGCUCUUGCCUUGCUUCUCCUGUAGCUUUAGCCUUCUCACAGAUCAUCUGUCUAAUGCUUUCAAGAAGGUCCAAAUUUUUUAACUUGAAAAAUGAAAAUCUGGAAAUUUGACAUUCUUAGCUUUCCUCAUAAAGUUUUGAAUCUUCAUUUGGUUUUGAAAGUCCUUUUUGAAAUUCAUUUUGAAAAUCUUUUGAAAAUGCAUCUUUGACUUCUUCUGCUUUUUCCCUGCAAAUAAAAUUUUCAAGAUCUGUAUCCAUUGGGGUGCAAUGUAUAUCAAAACUUGAAGGGUUAGAAAAACUUUCUAAUUUAUCAUUUAACUGUUUAAAAUGAAAAGAUAAGACAUUUAAAGCUUCCAACUUUUGAAUAUCACUUUUUGCAUUUCAGAGGUUGUCUAAAAUGCAUUUUUGUGAUCUGUCUAAUCCUUCUAUGUCUUUAUGAAUCCGAAAUGACAGAUUACAUUUAGGAAUUACUGGAAGAGUAAAUUUCCCAAAUGUAAUUCUUUCUUGCUCCAUCUGUAAACAAAGUUCAAUUGUUAGUAUCUCUAUUGAAGAAUGAAAUAGAUAUCUAAUGGUUUUGUCUUUAUCAUACCAAAUUUGAAAAUAUAUUGAAUUUAUGAGAGGCACAUAAUUUCGAAUAAUGAUGUAAGAAGGAGUUGUUGAAUAUUUUGAAAUCACAUUUAUUGAUUUAUAUGAGUAUGCACAAAUACCAUCACAAUCUUUUUUAUUAUCUGAUUCUUCUUCUAGACUUGAUUCUUCACUUGAUAUUUCUUGAAUUAUAAGGAUUUGAUUAUCUUCUUUUGAUUCAUAAUUUUCAUUUGAUUCAUCAUUUUCUUUAUCAAUCGUUAAUCCUAUCAUUAAAUUUUUGAGUUUAUCACUUAUUUCUAAUGAAUUGAUUUUAUUUUCUAAUUGACAAUUUCUUGAAUAAUGACCUACUUUUCCACAUUUAAAACAAGUAGGGGUUUUCUUUUUUAAAUUUGAUUUAUUUGGAGGUUUUGAUUUAUUAGGAAUAACUUUUACAAACUUCUUUUGAAAUUUUGAUUCUGUUGAAGGUUUUUUAUUUUUUAUUUUAUUUUGUUUAUUUUUUCUUUUUGAAGGGGCAACUAAUGUAUCAUAACCGUAAUAUGAACAAAAUUUUCCUAAUUCUUUUCUGUUAUCUUGUUUCUCUUUUUUCAUUUGACUCUUUAAUUUAAGAUCUGUACAAAGGGCUAAACCUUCAUUAUUAACAAAAGUAAUUAAUUAUCCAUAUAUUAAUGACUCAUAAGGAAUCCUACCAUUAUGAAUAUUUCUUAUUCUUUGUCUAACUUUUUCUGCAAAUAAGGUGGGCAAUCCUGAUAUAAAAUUUUCUUUCCAAUAAUGAUUUCCACAAUUAGGUCUUGACAUAACUUUGACUAAAAACAUAUCUUUAUACCACUUAAAAUCUUGAAAUGUUGGACAUCUAAGAUUGUUAAGGAUUUCAGAAGUUCUUUCUUGAAAAUAGACUGGAUUUCCUAUAAAAUGUUUUGUUAUUGCAAAUAUUAGAGUAUUGACAGCAUCUUCUUCAUAAGUUUGGACUAAUGUUCCUUCUUCUUUGAUUAUUGUCUUUUUUGCAUUUAAUAUAUAUUCUCUAUCAUUUUGACUCAAAUAAUGAUCCCACCAUCCUUUAAGCAAACCAGUGAAUCCUAUGACUAAGGCACCGGCAGCAUGAAAGUCAGAAUUACUAGUCUUGAUUCUAUAUGCAUUAGCAGCCAUCAUCAUUUCAUGAAGCAGAUUGAUUAUUUGAUGUUCACUCAUUCCAUCUAUAUUCCAUUCAUAGAAACUACUACCAUUAUAACUAGCAGCUAAUUGAUAAUUUCUUUCUUCUAAUUGGACAUCAGGAAAAGAGAGUUUUGUAUAAUAAUUUUUUCUACUUACAAAAUUAUUAGAAAUUGCAUUGACUGUUGUAGGAGGUUUUACUAUUGAAUCCAGAGACAUUUUGAAUUGUUCUUCUAUUUUAUUGAUUUAUGAUUUUCUUUUUGUUAUGGUCAUUGUCACAUAAAAUAAUCACAAUUUUAUCCUUAAUCAAUUCAGCUAACUCCAACCCUCCUCGUGGACUAUGGAGUUCUUUAUCAAUUGAUUUUCUCUCAUCCUGAUCAAAUUGAUAAAUUUGGAAGAAAAUUAGUUGUCUGUAUUUUAAAUGCCUUCAUCAAUGAUUUCAAAUCUGUUGAACUCAUCAUAGAAAGUAAACCUCCUGAAUGGUCGAAUGAUGGAGGAGUCUACCCUGCUCAACAUCUCAUUUUGUUCAAAGCAAAUCAGAGAAAAUAUCAGUUGUUUGAUACAGAGGACCCUUGACCUUGUACUAAAUCCAGUAUCAAAAAACAAAUCAGACAUUGGAGAUCAAGAAUGAUUGCAAGAGACCUUGACUUUAAGAUAUAUAGUUCUUCUAACUAUAAUCUCAUUGCUGAAGACAAUAUUCAAAAAAUCAUCUCUGCAAACAACUUUCCUGAAAUUCCUUUUUUGUUUCAAACUCAAUUUACUUAUCUUGUUGAUAAGUACAAAAGAGAAUAUGUAUUGGAAAAAGAAGCCAGACAAAAGUUUGAAAAAUAUCUCUUAGAAAUGCUCAGUUAAGAGAUAUCAAGAAUCUUUUGUACAUUUGUAAUUAUCCAGUAAAAAAAAAAAAAAAAAAAAAAAGUGAAUAGUGUUUUUGAAUAGUAAAUUUCGUCUUUUACUAUGACUCAAAAGUAAAAAGCAAGAAGGUGACUCAAUAGCCAUGUGAUAAAAAUGAAGAGGAAGAAAAGAACCUUACCUUCUGCAAUCUCCAUACACGUGGAAGAAAUCAAAGGAACAAAGCCUUCUUGAAGCCCAGAGUCUCUGUUAUAAAUAGAACUCCAAGGCUUCUUCCUGAGGCAGAGUUGGGAAAAGAGUUGAGAAGAAAGCAAGAGUUUGGCAAGGGUUCGAGAGUUCAAAAGAGAUAGCUUCAAGAGCAGAAAAAAAUUAGAGAGUGCAAAAAUUUUAGAGUUCAAAAAUUUUCUCUUGUAAUUUUCUUUGAGUUAGAGUCAUCCCUCUACUGUCAACAACCUAUAUUCAUCAGCUCUCUGUAUUAAGAAGGGCUUCUCUCAUUCGGGCAUCAAAAAGCCCUGAAGACCUACUUCUCUCACUCGCGCAUCAAAACUGAAGCUGCCCUCUUGUCUCACUCGGGCAUAAAAAAGCCCUUUGCUGAAGCUUCCCCCGGACGAGCGAAUCGACCCUACUUUCCUCUUUCACUCUCAAUCCUCGCAGGGUGAAAUAAAUGAGUCAAAAGAGGGGCUUGUUUGGUGAAACAAAGCCCUAAGCCACCUGCCAGAGACAAAAGGACGAAGAAGAUCAGCGGGCUCACCCUCAGACUCAUAAGAGGUUCUGAGAAAAGAGAAAUAUUUCUUAGAAGUCAGAGCAAAGGGUAUUAGAAGGCUGGUGCUUGAUCAAAGCAGAACAAGGCCGAUAAGCAAACAGGGGUGUGCAUCUGAAAAAUAGCACACACAGCAAGAGACAAAGACAGAGAGAUGGGGCACACCAGCAAUGAUCUUCUGCACUUGGAGCAUAAGGCCUCUUCUUCUUCAUCCCUAGAAUCCACACUUCUUGUUUGCAAGAAUGGGUCAGAGUCCAAGUUGCAGAAACCUAAUCACCCUAAGGGAAAACCCAUCACUACCCCACUGCCUUCAAGCCAAGUUCUGGGAAAAGUGAAAGAUUUCCUAGGAGUCAUAUCAGAAGCUAAUAAAAAGCUGGAGCUUGAUGCAAAGGACAAUUCCGGUAAGGACUAUGAUAUUGAGGUGCUCACGGGGAAUGAAUCUGAAUACAUUGAAAUGGAUUUGAUGCUGGGUAUUGCUGAUCUGCAGACUCCUGAGGCUGUGGCAGCAGCUGAAUCUUCUAUUGCAGGUUUUCAACCAGUGGUUCCUCUAGCUGGUUGCAGUAGUGGAACAGAAUCUGAAGAUAGCUCUAAUUAUGGUGAUAGUGAUAAUGACGAUGAUGAGGACAGCGAUGAUGAUAAAAACGAUGACAAAAAUAAUAAUAAAGCAUGCUUUGUUGUGAAACAUAAAAGAUCAAAGUCUGCUCAUGGGGAUUCUUCCAUGGAAGUGCCCCAAAAAAAUGGGGGUUCAAAAAAGCGGCCAAAGAUUGUUGAGCUCUCGUGAGAAUCUUAAUUAGAAAUAGGACAGUGAAAUCUACUCAUGGGGAUUGUUUUCUAGGAAUGAGAGGGAAACCAUCAGGAUUAUAAGGGUUGCAGCAAGCAUGAAAGGCAUUUCUCUGCAGGAAGGAGGGAGCUUUCUGAAUGUCUGAUGAGGCUGUAAUUUAUGCAGCGGUGGGAUUUUUGCUUCUCCAUUAAUAUCUAUCAGGGCAUAUGCCAUACUAGACAGCUAAUGGAGAAAACAGUCCUGUGAGUACCCUUCAAAUUUUGAAUGUCAUGGAAGCUUUGUGAUGUUUUUAUUCUACCAAAUCUGUUAUUAAAUUUUCUACAUUUCAGUUUUGUAAUUAAAUUUUCCAUUCCAUUAAA
Molecule: messenger RNA, 5330 nt
Organism: Vitis vinifera (wine grape)
Lineage: Eukaryota; Viridiplantae; Streptophyta; Magnoliopsida; Vitales; Vitaceae
Exons: 9
Coding region: 4345-4971 (208 amino acids)
Biological process (GO): box C/D snoRNP assembly
Molecular function (GO): box C/D methylation guide snoRNP complex binding
Source: RefSeq, a predicted model, not a curated record